ACUGACUGACUGAUAGUAGUCAGAGCAGUCUGUGAUGCAUAACCUGCAAAUUAUAUUAUAAAGUUUGUUUUUAAGUCUUGUAGUCGGAAUUAUUUCGUAAUUUAUAAAAAUAUCAUACGAAGUGCUCGCACAAUCUAGACAAGAUAAAAAUGAGUACGUCGAAGGGUAAUACAACAAGGAAAAGACCACAGAAACAUCAAAAUAGAACCGCAUUCAAAAAUGAUUUACAUGAUACAAGCCACAAAACAAAAUUUUUAAAUUCAUUGGAGAUAAGUGGGGUAUGCAAACGCUGCAAAGAUAUACUUGAAUGGAAGAUCAAAUACAAAAAGUACAAGCCUUUGACUGCACCUCGUAAAUGUGUGGGUUGUGAGCAGAAAACAGUAAAACAUGCUUACCACAUGUUGUGCAGUAAGUGCGCUUCAGAAAAACACAUAUGUGCUAAGUGUUGCAAACCAGUCGAGAGUCAAGAAACAGAAACUGUAGAACAGAUACCCAAUAACGAUUUGAAAGCUAUGCUUAAGGAUUUACCAGAAAGAAAGAGAAGAACUAUACUAAGAACUAUAAGCAAACAGGAAGAUGGAAAACAAACUUUAACUCCAGAAUUGAAAGCACAGAUAGAAGAUAUGUUAUUGAAGAUGGAUAACAUUGAACUAGAUGAUGAUUUUAACUUUACAGACGAAGAACCUGGAUCAGAAAGUGAAACUGAAGAUAUUUAAAUCACCUGUUUAAUAAAAAUUAUGUUCUGUUUAAAUAAAAUAUUAUCCAAAAGAA
Messenger RNA from Helicoverpa armigera (cotton bollworm), 771 nucleotides. RefSeq lists its product as uncharacterized. Lineage: Eukaryota; Metazoa; Arthropoda; Insecta; Lepidoptera; Noctuidae. The coding region runs from base 150 to 716 and encodes 188 amino acids. The transcript is spliced from 3 exons. The record is from RefSeq and is a predicted model, not a curated record.